Syngnathus acus (greater pipefish) is the source of this 1216-nucleotide messenger RNA. Its product is annotated as surfeit locus protein 1. The record is from RefSeq and is a predicted model, not a curated record. Gene Ontology annotation, biological process: mitochondrial respiratory chain complex IV assembly. The coding region runs from base 228 to 1133 and encodes 301 amino acids. Gene Ontology annotation, cellular component: membrane; mitochondrion. NCBI's taxonomy places the organism in Eukaryota, Metazoa, Chordata, Actinopteri, Syngnathiformes, Syngnathidae. The transcript has 9 exons.
UUAGCUUUAGCACCGUAACUUUAUUUUCUUUAUUUCUUUAUAUGCAAAUGAACAUAAUAAUACACUGUUGACAAUGUACUGCCGAAAAUUUAUCAAACAAGUCUCAAUAAAUAUUAAAAACAUGAAUAAAAGAGCGGCGGGGAGGGGGGUGCGCUGGGGGUACAUAAGCGUAGUAACAUGUUCCUUACGUAGCUGACCCAGUAGGAAAGGUUGGACCUUGUUUCGGUAUGGCUUCGCUCAAAACGCUCCUGGUUUCCUACAGCAGAGCGUUGACGACUUUAAAACACACGAGUGUCGUUCACGUCAAGAGGACUCUUUACCUGCGGAGAACGCCCCUCUACAGACCAACAGAUGUCAGGUGGCUGGCACAGCGGCAUUCGUCCAGUUCGGUGGCAGUGACCGGAGAAGACAUUUUUCUUAAAUGGUUCCUGCUGCUCAUCCCGGCUACCACCUUUGGCCUAGGUACCUGGCAGGUGAAGCGUCGGAAGUGGAAAUUACAGCUGAUCGACGAGCUGUCCAGACUGACCGCGGCCGAGCCCAUUCCGCUUCCGAUCGACCCCCUGGAGCUGACGAGCCUGGAGUACAGGCGGGUGCGGGUACGCGGCCGCUACGAGCACGACAAGGAGCUGUACGUCCUGCCGCGUUCGCCCGUCGACCCCGAGAAGGAGGCCAGGGAGGCGGGACGCUUGACGUCCAGCGGCGAGACGGGCGCGAACGUGGUCACGCCCUUUCGCUGCACGGACCUCGGCAUCACCAUUCUGGUGAACCGAGGCUACGUCCCCAGGCAGAAGAUCACACCAGAAAGCAGGAUGAAGGGCCAGGUGGACGACGAGGUGGAGGUGGUCGGAGUGGUCCGUCUGACGGAGCCCCGCAAGCCCUUCAUGCCUAAAAACGACCCCGACAGAAACCGAUGGCACUUCCGUGACCUGGAAGCCAUGUCGGACGUGGCGGGAGCUCAACCAAUCUUCAUUGAUGCUGACUUUGCCAGCACCAUCCCUGGCGGGCCAGUCGGCGGGCAGACAAGGGUGACGCUGAGGAAUGAGCACUUGCAGUACAUCAUCACCUGGUACGGCCUGUGUGCGACCACCGCCUACAUGUGGUACGCAAAGUUCAUCAAGAAGAUCAAACUGUAAAAUGCAUCUGCAGAAUUUGUCUUGGUGUCAGUUUUUUUUUUUUUUAAUUAUGUGAUAAAAUUGCUACAAAGCAAAGAAACUUU